Messenger RNA from Anneissia japonica, 2925 nucleotides. RefSeq names its product ubiquitin-conjugating enzyme E2 J1-like. The record is from RefSeq and is a predicted model, not a curated record. Bases 112 to 1155 code for a protein of 347 amino acids. The transcript has 7 exons. Lineage: Eukaryota; Metazoa; Echinodermata; Crinoidea; Comatulida; Comatulidae.
CAAUCAACAUCGAUCUUACGUAGUCAUGAACACGUCAGAUAGAGCCUGGUGGUCAGGAAAAGGAGGAGAGCACUGUCUUCAGUACACAAAACUUCUAAUAAAUCGAACAUAAUGGCUCAGCAACGUUUUUCAAACAGAUGUCCUGCUGUGAAGAGGCUAAUGAAAGAAGCACAGGAGUUACGAGAACCGACAGAACAAUACUGUGCAUUUCCAUUGGAGGAUAAUCUAUUUGAGUGGCACUUUACCCUUCGAGGACCUUCAGGCAGCGAGUAUGAGGGCGGUGUUUAUCAUGGCAGGAUAACUUUUCCUCCUGAGUAUCCUAUGAAACCUCCAAGUAUUAUGCUUUUAACUCCAACUGGUAGAUUCAAGGUGGCAAUGAACAUCUGCUUGUCAAUAUCAGGACAUCAUCCAGAAACAUGGCAGCCAUCUUGGAGUAUACGAACCGUCCUCCUGGCUAUCAUGGGAUUCAUGCCAACCCAUGGUGGAGGGGCCAUUGGAUCACUUGAUUACACCCCUGAAGAAAGAAAGGUUCUAGCUAAAAAAUCCAUGGAUUGGCAGUGUCCAGUUUGCAAAGUGAAGAACAAAGAUAUUUUACCUCUAGAAACCUCUAAAGAAAAGUCAGAAGAAACGAAAAAGGAAGCUGCUAUACUUGUUGCCAAAGUUCAACUCAAGAAACAAAAAGAUGAAGAGGAAAGCAGACUUAAAUCUGUAGCACAAACAGUAGGAGCAGAACAUCCGGCUUUGGUAAAUGGCAAUCCUGGAGUUAUUUCGGCUGCUGCAUCAAACAAUGCUGCAACUUCACCAACAUCAUCUUCUACUACAUCCUCUAUACCAUCAUCAUCAUCUACAACUACGCCAAUAUCUAGUACAUCUCCCCUACCAACAAGUCAAUCAUCAUCCCUGCCAUCAUCCCAGUCGUCUUUCCCAUCUGUAAACCCACCAGUAAUUCACCGUAGGCCAGUGGCGGCCUCCACCCAGCCUGGGGCAGCAGCUCCAGCAGCCAGAGCGACUCAAGCCCCCGCAAGGCCGCAGCAGCAAGGCUCUAACAGAGUUUUUUCCUUCAUUCUGAUGGUAGUAAUCAGUCUUGCAAUAGUCCUACUUAUAAUGAGGAGACUCUACAUUACAUACGAGUAUAAAUUUGAUACGGAAUUAUGAAGACGUCACUAUCGUUGAAAUUUAUUUUAAUGGUAUAAUAGACCUAUGGUUUAUAGAGAAUAUUUUUAAAACAUUUAAUAUCAAUUUCAUGACCAACCAUUUAAAUAUAUAACCUAUUGAUUUUAUAGUAUAACAAUAUAAAUAAACAGUAAUGUUAAAGUUGUGGAUAUUAACAAGGUUGAACAUUGUGUAUUGGAUUAGAACGGAUUCCAUCAUUGUAAAAUAUACCAAGGAAUCAGACAGUAAACCAGGAGACAUUUACCUAGUCUUUGCCAAUGAGUUCUGUAAUGUUUACAUGCUAUCGACCAUUUUGCAUGAGACAAGCAGCUUAAAUGUCUCAUCUGAAAGACAGUGUGCUAUUGAAACUUGCAUUUUCUUUGAGCUGAGACAAAAGAGGAGCAUAGAGAAUUGAAGUUGGGGACCAAUAUGUAAGGAUCUCCUUAUUCCAUUAUGAUUAUAAAUGCAAUGAAAAGGGUAACAUUAGGGAAUACAGAGUGACCACUGACCAUGUAAUAACAUAACGUAAAGUUCUUAUAUCGCAUGUUUAGAGGUAUUAUAUUUUUUCUGGUUUCAACAUUUAAUAUUAAGUAGUUAUCAAUACCAAAAACAAAACACUUCAGAAAUGAAUUGAUUUUAUUGUUUAGUAUCUUUAGAUAAAGAUAUAGACAGUGAUAUUGCCUUUAUCAUAAUUAAUAAUUUUGAACGGUUCUUUUAGCAGAAUAAUAUUAGGUGAUACUGUGUUACAUUCCAUACUUCUAUUUUGCCAAUUACUGAAUGUGAUGGUGCAGAAUGGGUUGUAUUUGUAAAGGGUAUAUUAGCAUGUGAAACAGGUUCUAUCAAUGUUUGAAUGGGGGUGAAGAUUUGUAUGUUUAUGUAGGUGGGAAAUGUAUAUGUGGUGUUUGAUAGGCAUGUGCAGGUCCAAGAUGUUUGUACCAGUGCUUGGGUGGGGUGGAGGAAUCAAGUCAAUCAGCUUAGGACCUAUGUUCCAAGGGGAAAGCGUUGGGGUGUUUCCUUACCUGUUGUGUAAGAGAAGCGCCUAUAUCUUAGCCAGUUUAAAUCUGUUGUCAGAUGAUUUCAUACUCUCACCGGAGAAGCGAGCACUCUUUUAACACCCCUAGGCCUUCCACUAACGUGAAUGUUUUAAUGGGUGUGUAUAAGCAUGUGCACAUUUGAGUAAAGUGAGGAAAGUAUAGGUUGUACUUGUUAGCAGGGUGGAUUUCUGGAGUACAUACAGAUGGUUGUGCAUUAAUGAUAUAAGUUAAUUAUAAUAAUUAUUUUCUUUUAUCAUGAUCUUCCAGUUUGUUACAGGUCUUUAUUACUUACUAUGCAUCACUAGUUUUAUUUAACAUUUGUCUGAGGUUAGGUUAGGUGGUUCUUGUAACAAGAAGCCUUAUAGUGUUAAACUUAUCUUUAUGGUAAAUGUAUCUGUAAGAAGCCUUUAAUAUCUUUAUGCCAGAUUUCGACAGAGCUGAGGUUUACAAACUCUAGCUAUUUGUAGAACUUUUAUAGUAGUGCGUUGUAUACUUAAAAUCUCAUUUAGUAUUGAUGCUCCUAGAUAGUUUUAGAGUAUUAGAUCUAGAAUUUUGAGGGAAUAGGGAUCCCAUUCAGACAGACUAAACACAAUUCCUGAUGGGCACUAGGCAGGAGUUUUUAAUACCUUGUUUCGCGAACUUAUUUUUUUAAAGAUUGUCAGAGGAGGGCAGAAAAAAAAUUAAAACAAAAUGUUGUUAUCUCAUUUAGCAAAUAGUUUCGCCAAAAACAUCCAGAUGU